CUCACCUCAAGGGCCCUUAGUAGAUAUGAUAUGCUUGUCCAUCGCCUGUCAGUGCGGUGGGUCUUGAUGCGCCGCUGAUAAAUCCAGAGCGGGCAUUUACUGGUCAAGUCCUGUAGACGGGGUCUUCAGGCAGCUCGCGCGAUCGAAGACAAGGCCGAAGACCAAGUCGAAAACGCUCGCAGUUCUUCGUGCAUCAGCGUCUGUGCUCUCUCGAUGGGCACAUGCCUCUACGUGUCAGGAAAGUCCACAAUUUUAAUCAACAGCUCCCUACAUCAUCGCUCACAGGACCACAGUCUUCAAUGUACUGUAGAGCAAAAACUACAGCGUGAGCCUCGUCGCCAGCGAAAGGGAUGCGGAAAGAUGUUCUCGUCGUCCCGUUUGUACCGAUGGGUGAAUUUCCGAAUGUUCCGAAACCUUGCAGCCUUAUUCUUGUUUUGGCCAUGGCUUGGGAGGUCAUCUGUGCACUAUGGGUCUCAUACGUCUCCACUACCUAAUGGCAUCGGCCUCUCGAACUCUCUGCGACUCCAUUAAAGCUGACACUGCACAGCAUUUCUUGGCAAGUACUGAAGAGAUCAGUUGCAGAUGCAUGGGCUAGGCGCGUUUCGACGACCCGUCUGUG
Molecule: messenger RNA, 619 nt
Organism: Schizophyllum commune H4-8
Lineage: Eukaryota; Fungi; Basidiomycota; Agaricomycetes; Agaricales; Schizophyllaceae
Exons: 1
Coding region: 214-531 (105 amino acids)
Source: RefSeq, a predicted model, not a curated record